Benincasa hispida (wax gourd) is the source of this 1551-nucleotide messenger RNA. The record is from RefSeq and is a predicted model, not a curated record. Lineage: Eukaryota; Viridiplantae; Streptophyta; Magnoliopsida; Cucurbitales; Cucurbitaceae.
ACAUUUGACCAUUCUUCAGCCAAGGUUUUUUCUUGGUUGAAAUCUGUGUUAGUUAAAAGACCUUUUUGACCUCAAAAUGUAACUGUGGAUUCUCCAUCUCGUAUACAGGACAUAAAAAGCCUUCUCAUUCGUCAGUCCUACUUCCCCACAGCAUAAGAUUCCCUCUGACCUCUCUCUCUCUCUAUUUGUUAUCAAUUGUAAAUGACUAGUUCCCGCCAAAAAUUACCACCCCCCACCCCCCCCCUUUUAGUACUCCUUCAUAUUUACAGCCUUCCCUUCAAGAUUCAACUACUUCAUAGUAGAGAUUCAGAAAGUGAGAAAGCUUGAGAGAGAGAGAGAUGCAGGGAACUUCCAAGGUGAUACUGGGAGCUACACUGAUAAUGGUGGUUAGCCUUGCCAUUGUGUUGGGCCUCAUUCUUGUGUUGCUUGCUGAGCUCUACUGCUCUCUGUUACUCCGUCGUCGUAGGCUUCGAGUUGCACCGCCCACCACUACCUCCAACACCUCUGCUGACCCCGUUGUAGCCGCCACGGACAUUUCCCGGUCUCUUCCUUCAGCUCCUCGCAGGGAUAACAAUCGAUCGGCCAUUUCUCUUAGCAGCUUGUAUGCUCAUGGGGUUCUUAGUGCUCCCAGAAACUUUCUUUUCCCCACCGUCCCCUGUGUUAAAGACAACAAUGUAACUGAUGUAGCUGAACCUGAAGCAAAGAGCCAAAGCUCUCAACUUCAUCGGGUUAUUGACAUUGACACCCAUGAAUCAUCCCUUAGUCCUCAUCGAAUCGGUCGCAUUUCCACUCCAUCCCACCCUCCAUCGCCCAUUAUCUCAGCCUCGGCUGAUCUGUACAUUUCGAAAGCUUGUGCUCUGAGUAAAUUAAACCCUUCCAUUGCCUGUAAUGACAGUUCUUCCAAUGGCAGUGACCAUUUUAUGUACAUAUCAAACCCUAUUUAUGACAAUGAUGCAAUCAGGCCAAGCAGAGGAGACACCCCAUUUGAAACACCAAAUUCCUCUCCCUCAGGAUUGGAAAGAUGUAGUAGUUCUUCUGAGGAAGAUGAGAUUGUAGCAUCUCCUUCAAGUACUAUCCAUUCACUCCCUACUACGCCUCCUUUAACCCCAAUGAAGAAGCUCCCAGCUGAGGCUUGUUCCGUCACAUUGAGAGAUGCCAGGUCCUUGGGGAAUUCUGGGAGUGAUUCUAACACCAACAAUGGUCUGUCAUCUUCUUCCUCUGGUUCUCCCUGUACCUCACCUUCAUGGUGAAUGCAAUUCAAUGACAAGUUUAGAUUUAGUGUCAUGUCAGAGCUAUCUUUACAGCUUUGUUGUUAACUUUCUAUGGUGGGUAUGUAUUGAAUGUGGUGAUGAAGAAGAAAGUAGUAAGUUUCUCAAAGCAUUGGCCUGAGCAUUGCAGACAUCUAAGCCACGCCUCUGUACUAACCCAUAAAGUUAUCUAGAUUUUGCAAAUUUUGUUCUUUUUCCACUUGUUUGUAUUGUUAAUGGAAAGUAGUUGAAUUUCUAGCCGACUAAGAAAUCAUAAAUAAAUCACAAGCAAUCCCAUUUCAUA